UAGACUGGGGCUAUGGUCGGUGGUGUUUUGCCGGCGGUGGUGUGUCCGCUUACACCUCUUCCCGCUAACCUCAUAGUGGGCGAGAACUGCAUUUCCCAGCAUGCCCCUCCCUUUCCUCUGUGUUGUGUGGGGCAGAUCGUGGUAGAGAGUUUGACGGGGUGGUCUGGCUUGUGAUGCCAUUCAGGGUUUGUUUGUUUCCUGCAGACAUGUGAACCGGGAAGCCUGUGAAUGAAAUGCUUCCACAAUAGUUUAGUGGCCAUUUUUUAAAACAUGUAUUUGUAUUUAUUCAUGUAUUUUUCAGGAAGCAGUGACUAUGCCCCAAUUGUUCGCUGAAUUUCAUCUGAAUAUUUCAUGGACAAACUCCUAAAAAGGUUGCGCCGUGGUUCUCUUUUAUUCCCUCUGCCAUUCAAGGCAGGCCAAUGAAGCAUUUUACUCCCAUGUAUUUCUGUGUUUGUGGAAUUAAGAGACGGUUUGAUAAUGUCUUGUUUUAUUGUAUUACCUGCGCUAGAAGCUCCGCCCCACAUCACCCUUAAGAAUGGGGCCAAUAGCGUGGUAUUUACAACACUAGCGACUGCACUGUGUCCACUGUGUUAUUUCAUUGUGUUGUCCUACAGAGCUGUUCGACUCUGUCGUGUUUACUCAGGUCAACUCUGAAUUGGGCUCCCUGUGUAUAAAGUCAGCCUCUAGACUAUUCAAAGCCUGUGUGUAAUCCAGAGUUCACCGCGUAGAACCCCCGGCGAAUUAUCCCUUUUUUCUCCUCUUUGCCACUUCUCCCUCUAAUCGUUUCUCCCCCUAAUUCCAUUACCUAAUGUUCAGCUCACAGAGAGAGAAAGGGGUUUUCAGUCCUGCUGAAUUUACUUUAGCAUGUGCUAGCUAGCUCCCUGAUGACAGGAACGCAUUAGGAGUGCAGCGUUCAGAGCAGGAAGAGAGGAUGACAGGUUGUAAAGAGAGACGUCCUUCAUUGUUUCUGGAGCAUGCCAACUUCUAGCCCACCGCUGCCGUCCGAUUGGCUCAGCUGAGACUGAGACGUAAAACUCUUCCGAGGAUCGUUUGAAUCCAGCCCCCCUGGAUUCACCCCAGCUCUGAGGAUGUGUACAACCGCCCUUCCCAACAAUGCAACCUGCUACUCUCUUUCACCGCUCUAACAUCUCUCCGUUUCCGACACUAGCUCUCUCUCUCUCUCUUCACUUUCCAUCAUCCUCUACCUGUCCCCCGCUCUUUCCCUCUAUCUGCUUUUGCUCCAACCUCCUCUCUCCCCAUGCUUUCUCUGUCCGUCUCCCCUUUCCCCAGCUCUCCCUCUCGAUCGUUGUUUCUGUUUAUGUCUUCAUCAUGUCCGCUGUCUCAUAUUGAUUCAUAGUUGGUUGACCUGUACCUUUUGUUAGUCCAUCAUUCUUUUGUUAGCAUUAGAUAUGUCUGUGUCCUCUCUGUUAUUCCCUGCUCUGCCAGCUGUAGUUCACUUAGCUUCUGUUAUGUGUCACCAUGUGUCUGGAGGACCAGUGUUUCAGACAUUCUACCUGUCUACAAUGCAUUGUUUAUUCCUACUCCGGCCUUUGUCUCAGCACUCUCUCAGCCUUCGCCGGUGCCUGAGGAGAACUGGUGUCGUUCCAAAGCCUUGUUCUCACUGCCUGGUUACGUGUUUAGUUGGGAGAGAGGGUGCUUCCCGGCCGUAACUCCUAUAGCCUGUCCUCUCGCCAUGUACCACUCCAGACCCAGGCUCCUGCAGCACUCUUCCCAACGGACUAAACUGGUCAGAUUGUCAGAUGAGCGUGAGGCGGUCCAGAAGAAGACCUUCACCAAAUGGGUCAACUCCAUCCUGUCGCGAGUCAACUGCCGUAUCUCUGACCUGUAUCUGGACCUGAGGGAUGGACGCAUGCUCAUCAAACUCCUGGAGGUCCUCUCUGGAGAGAAACUGCCGAAGCCCACCAAGGGCCGGAUGCGUAUCCAUUGUCUGGAGAACGUGGACAAGGCCCUGCAGUUCCUCAAGGAGCAGAGGGUCCACCUGGAGAACAUGGGAUCCCACGAUAUCGUGGAUGGUAACCACCGCCUCAUUCUGGGCCUUAUCUGGACCAUCAUUCUCAGGUUCCAGAUCCAAGACAUCGUGGUGGAGAUGGGGCAGGCCGACGGGACCCAGCGGGACAGCCGCACGGCCAAGGAUGCUCUGCUGCUCUGGUGCCAGAUGAAGACUGCCGGGUAUCCCAAUGUAAACAUCACCAACUUCACUACCAGCUGGAAAGAUGGCAUGGCGUUUAAUGCUCUCAUUCAUAAGCAUAGGCCAGACCUGGUGGAUUAUGGUGGUCUGAAGAGGUCCAACCCAUCCCAUAACCUGCAUAAUGCCUUUACAGUAGCAGAGCAGAAGCUUGGAGUGACUAAACUGUUAGACCCUGAAGAUGUGUUCACAGAGAACCCUGAUGAGAAGUCCAUCAUCACAUAUGUGGUAGCAUUCUACCACUACUUCUCUAAGAUGAAGGCUCUUGCGGUGGAGGGAAAGAGAGUUGGCAAGGUACUAGACCAUGCUAUAGAGACAGAGAAGAUGAUUAACAAGUACGAGACCCUGUCCUCAGAUCUGCUGACGUGGAUAGAGCAGACCAUCAUCAUCCUGAACAAUCGUAAACUGGCCAACUCUCUGAACGGGGUCCAGCAACAGCUUCAAGCUUUCAACUCCUACCGCACCGUGGAAAAGCCACCCAAGUUCCAGGAGAAAGGUAACUUGGAGGUCCUACUGUUCACCAUCCAGAGCCGUAUGAGGGCCAAUAACCAAAGAGUGUACACCCCCAGAGAGGGUGCCCUAGUGGCAGAUAUUAACAGGGCUUGGGAGCGCCUGGAACGAGCAGAGCAUGAGAGGGAGAUUGUCCUGAGAGACGAGCUCAUUCGUCAGGAGAAGCUGGAGCAAAUGGCCCGACGAUUCGACAGGAAGGCUUCCAUGAGAGAGACCUGGCUACUGGAGAACCAGAGAUUAGUUGCACAGGACAAUUUUGGCUACGACCUGCCAGCGGUGGAAGCAGCCAAGAAGAAGCACGAUGCCAUCGAGACAGACAUCGCUGCUUACGAGGAGCGUGUCCAGGGCGUCGUGGCUAUCUCUAAAGAGCUGGAGUCUGAGCGCUACCACGAUGCCAAGCGCAUAAACGUGCGUAAGGACAACAUCCUGAGGCUUUGGGAUUACCUGCAGGAAUUACUGAAGGCUCGCAGAGUGCGUCUGGACAAGAACCUCACCCUGCAGAGGAUCUUCCAGGAGAUGUUGUACAUCAUCAACUGGAUGGACGACAUGAAGGCUCGACUGCUGUCCCCUGACUUUGGGAAGCACCUGUUGGAGGUGGAGGACCUGCUCCAGAAGCAUGCUCUGGUGGAGGCCGACAUUGCGUUGCAGGCAGAAAGAGUUCACAGUGCCAAUGCAGCUGCUCUCAAAUUUGCUAAUGGAGACAGCUACAAGCCCUGUGACCCUCAGGUGAUUAAGGACCGGGUGCAGCACUUGGACCUGUGUUACCUGGAGCUGAGCUCCCUGGCAGCCCAGCGCCGCGCACGUCUCCAGCAGUCCAGGCGUCUCUGGAACUUCUUCUGGGAGACGGCGGAACUGGAAAGCUGGAUCAAGGAGAAGGAGCACAUCUUCUCCUCGCUGGAUUACGGCAAGGACCUGACCAGUGUGCUGGUCCUGCAGAGCAAACACAGUGCCUUUGAGGAUGAGCUGGACGCCCGCCGUGCCCACCUGCAGGAGGUCAUGGGGGAGGGGGACAACAUCAUGAAGGCGGGACACUUUGGAGCGACGCAGGUCGGGGAUCGCAUGGAGGAUGUGAGGCGUCAGUGGCGUCAGCUAGAGGACCUGGCAGCAUUUCGGAGGCAGAACCUUCAGGACAGCCAGAAGUUCUUCCAGUUCCAGGGAGAUGCUGAUGACCUGAAGGCCUGGCUCCUGGAUGCCAAGAGGCAGAUGGCCAAUGAUGAUGUGGGCCACGAUGAGUACACCACCCAGAGGCUGUUGAAGAAACACAGAGACUUAAGGGACGAUGUCGUCAAGAACGGAGCCACCAUCGAUGCUCUGACCAAACAGGCGUCAGCACUGCCCGAGGAGCUGCGAAACACUCCAGACAUCCAGAGACGUCUGAAGGACAUCAGAGACCUUUACAUGGACCUGAUAUCCCUUUCUGACCUGCGUCAGAAGAAACUGGACGAUGCCAUGGCCCUCUACACCAUCUUCAGUGAGACCGAUGCCUGCGAGCUGUGGAUGGGCCAGAAGGAGACCUGGUUGGUAGACCUGGAUGUGCCAGAAAAUCUGGAGGAUCUGGAGGUGGUACAGAACAGGUUAAGUAUUCUUUCUUCAGACAUGGCUAAUGUCCAGUCACGGGUUGAUGAUGUCAACAAAGCAGUGAAGCAGCUGGAGGAUAGCAGACACCCACGUACCAAAGAUGUGAAAGAAUGCCAGAUGAGACUGAAUAUGAGGUGGAAGGCCUUUAAGGACUUGGUUGAGGACAAGAAGCGGAAAGUGGACUCUGCUCUCAGCUACCACAACUAUGGACUGGAGUGUGAGGAGACAGAGGCCUGGAUCCGAGAAAAAACUUGUAUCAUUGAGUCCACUCAGGACCUGGGCAAUGAUCUGAACGCCGUCAUGACCAUCCAGAGGAAACUCUUUGGUAUGGAGCGUGACCUGGCUGCCAUCGAAGACAAGCUGACCUUCCUGAGGAGUGAGGCUGACCAGCUGGCCAUGGACCACCCAGACAACGCUGCAGAUAUCAAGGCUAGAAGAGCCCAGCUGGAUGCAGCCUGGGACAACCUGAAGGCCACACUGAAAGACCGGGAGGAUUCCUUGGGAGAGGUGUCCAAGCUGCAGACCUUCCUGCAGGACAUGGAUAACUUCCAGACCUGGCUCUUCAGGACCCAGAAGGCUGUGGCGUCUGAGGACAUGCCUGAGACCCUGCCCCAAGCAGAGCAGCUGUUGAGCCUCCACAAUGCCUUGCAGGAUGAAAUGGAUGUCCAUGAGGAGGACUACCACAAGGUGAGGAACACGGGUGUCUCGGUGACCCAGGGCCAGCUCCACGACCCUCAGUACCAGGAGCUGGACAAAAGCCUGAAGGGGCUUGACCGUGGCUGGGAUGAGCUCCACAGGAUGUGGGACAGAAGGAAAGGCUUCCUGGACCAGGGCCUGGGUUUCCAACAGUUCAUGAGAGAUGCCAAGCAGGUGGAGACCAUUCUCAACAAUCAGGAGUACACACUGGCCCGCACGGGCAAGCCUGACACCCUGGACGGUGCCGUACAAGCUCUGAAGAAGCACGAGGACUUUGUCUCCACCAUGGACGCCAACAUGGAGAAAAUCUCCAGCACGCUAGAGGAAGGACAGAGAUUGGUCGACAGUAGAAACCCCCAUUACCUUAGGGUGCAAGACAAGAUGGACUCCAUCCAUGAAAGGUACCAGAAGAACAGAGCCAAAGCCAACGAGGUCACCGGGAUCCUUGAGGAUAACAGGGAUCUUCAACAUUUCCUGCAAAACACUCAGGAUCUGACUCUGUGGAUCAACGAGAAGAUGUUGACGGCUCAGGAUGUGUCCUAUGGUGGGGACAGGAACCUCCACACCAAGUGGAAGAAACAUCAGGCCUUCAUGGCUGAGCUAGCCUCCAACAAAGACUGGCUCCACAAAAUAGACCAGGAAGGUCGGGAACUGAUGGAUGCCAAGCCCGAGUUUGAGCCCAUUGUGAAGGAGCGUCUCGACAAGCUUCAUGAGCUAUGGGACAAGCUGGAGUCCACUGCUGAGGAUAAAGCCCGCCUCCUGUUCGAAGCAAACCGCUCUGAGCUGUUUGACCAGAGUCUGAACGACAUUAAGAAGUGGCUGGCUGAACUGCAGAAGGAGUUACAGGGAGACGAUGAGGUCAAGGACCUCACCAAUGCCAAUAUUCUGCUCAAGAAGCACCAGCAAACAGAGAACCAGGUGCGUGACCGUGCGCGGGAGCUGGAGGACCUACAGGAGGCUGUCCAGAAACAUGGAGGCUUAGUCGGGAGCAGAGAGGAACAGCCCGAGCUGGAGGCUGAGCAGCAAGCCAUCCAGAGGACCUUUGAGCAGCUCCUCACCCCCCUGGCCCAGCGCAGGGGCAAGCUGGAGGCAGCGAAGGCUGUGCACCAGUUCUACAGGGACCUGGCCGAUGAGAUCCUCUGGGUAGAGGAGAGGUUGCCCCUUGCGAUGUCAGACGAACAUGGCAACAAUCUCCAGGCAGUCCAGCUGCUGUUGAAGAAAAACCAGACGUUACAGAAGGAGAUUGAGGGCCACCAGCCACGUGUGGAUGAGGUGUUGGAGCGAGGCCGGAGGAUGGCCUCAGCCGCAGCAGAGGAGGGCGGGCCGGAGUCUCAGCGUAUCGGAGAGCAGGUGAAGGAGCUGGAGGAGGUGUGGUCUCGGCUGCAGGAUGAGAUGGCCAAGCGAAGGGACAGGCUAAACGGAUCUAACCUGGCGCAGCAGUACUACAACGAUGCUGAUGAGGCCGAGGCCUGGAUAGGAGAACAGGAGCUCUACAUGAUCCCUGAUGAAAAAGCCAAGGACGAGCGGGCUGCCAUGCUGAUGCUGAAGCGUCACCUGAUCGCCAAGCAGGCUGUCGAUGACUACUCAGACACCAUCCAGAAGCUGGCUGACCGCGCACACAAGAUGCUGAAUGAGGACCACCCUGAUGGUGAGUCAGUCAUCCGUCGUCAGGGCCAGGUCGACAAACAAUACGCUGGUCUGAAGGACCUGGCGGAGGACCGCAGGAGGAGGUUGGAUCACGUCUACCAUCACUUCCUGCUUAGCCGAGAGGUGGAGGACCUGGAGCAGUGGAUAGCCGAGAAGGACAAGACGGCCUCCUCACAGGAGAUGGGACAGGACCUUGACCAAGUCACGAGCCUGAGGGACAGGUUCCGUGACUUUGGCCGGGAGACAGGGAUGCGGGGCCAGGAGCGUGUGGACUUUGUGAACCAGACGAUAGACGAGCUGAUCGAGGCUGGCCACACGGAGGCUGCAGCCAUGGCCGAGUGGAAGGACAGCGUCAACGAGAGCUGGGCUGACCUGCUGGAACUCAUAGACACCCGCACUCAACUCCUACAGGCGUCAUACGACCUGCUCAAGUACUUUGAGGAUGGGAAAGAACUAGUGUCUCAGAUCCAUGAGAAACAGAAGGAGAUUCCUGCUGACCUGGGAGAAGACUUCAGCAAGGCAGACACCUUCCACCGCAUGCACGCCGCCUUUGAGAGGGAUAUCAGCUCUCUGGGAAAGCAGGUGCAGCAGUUCCAGGAGACAGCAACCCGUCUCCAUGCCCAGUACGCUGGGGACAAGGCUGUUGAGAUCCAGGCGCAGGAGAAGGGGGUGGUGGAGGCCUGGAAGGCAUUGUUGGAUGCCUGUGACGGACGCAGAAAAAGCCUUGAGGAGACCGCUGACAAGUUCCGCUUCUUCACCAUGGUCCGGGACCUCAUGGCUUGGAUGGAGAGCACCAUAAAACAGAUAGAGACACAGGAGAAACCACGGGAUGUGUCAUCAGUAGAACUGCUGAUGAAGUACCACCAGGGAAUCAGAUCUGAGAUCGACCAGCGUGGGCCCAAGUUCUCUGACUGUGUGGAGCACGGCAAAGCUCUGCUGGCGCGCAAACACAAGGACUUUGCUGAGAUCAAAGAGAGGCUGAUGCAACUGGUGGAGAAGAAGAAGGAGAUGAUGACCAAGUGGGAUGACCGGUGGGACUGGCUUAGGCUCUUGUUGGAGGUGUGCCAGUUUGCCCGUGAUGCCUCGGUGGCAGAAGCAUGGCUGGUGGCUCAAGAGCCGUACGUGGUCAGCAAGGACCUGGGACAGACGGUAGAUGAGGUGGAGAAGCUACUGAAGAGACACGAGGCAUUCGAAAAGUCCACCGCCACCUGGGAGGAGCGCUUCUCGGCGCUCGAAAGACUCACCACGUUGGAGCUUUUGGAGUUAAGGAAACAGCAGCAGGAGAUGCAGCAGUUUAUAGCAGAGGAGCAGCAGCGUUCCAAGAUGGAGAGCAGGAGAGAGGACACCGGGUUUGGCGAAGACUCUUCUCAGCUCUACACUAUUGAAGAGCAGUCGCUGUCAGCCUCUGGGGCCGUGGUGGAGCCCAGUUCAGGUCAGCUGGAGGGGACUGCGGGUGACUCCACCAUGCCCAUGGUCUCUGAGAUGCAGGACGCUGACCUGCAUGAGGCUGGCUCUCUGGAGCUGCUGGAUGUUUCCGUGUCAGGACACAUCCCCAGAGAGGGGGAGCACAGGGCCACCACCCUGCCUGUGGAAACCCUCAGCGCUAAGGCUGUGUUGCAGGAGGGCAUGUUGGGACGGAAACACGACCUGGAGGCCACUGGGAAGAAAGCUUCUAACAGAUCCUGGAAUAAUCUGUACUGUGUGCUGAAACCUGGCCAGUUCUCCGUCUAUAAAGACGCCAAGAGCUUUGGCCACGGCUCCACUUACCAUGGAGAGGACCCUCUGCUAAUCAGCAACGCCGUAUGGGAAGUCCUGACCAACUACAAGAAGAAAAAGCACGUAUUUAAACUGAGGCUUGAAGAUGGUAGUGAAUAUCUGUUCCAGUGUAAAGACGAGGAUGAGCUGGGUCGUUGGAGCCAGGCAAUGGUGAAGGCUGUGAAGCCCGUGGCCCUGGAAGAGGCAGGGCCCUCAGGGGCCCGGGCCCGCAGCCUGCCCCCUCCCUCCUCCUCCACCACCCUCGCCACUCCAGAGCCGGCGAAAGACAAGAAAGACAAGGAGAAGAAGGGCUUCAGUCGGUUCGCUAAGAAGAAGUGAGAAGCGUCUGACCUGACACAUUGACUGAUCUUGUUACAGUCCGACUAACUUGUGGUUGCAUUUAACAGCAAUUUAGUUUGCCUAAAAUGCAACCCACUGACUGACUGACAGUACCCAGAAAAGAUUUGCAGAAGUUGUAGUGUACAUUAAGUGGUGUAAAAUCAGUAAUAUAUAGAUUUGUAUCACGUUAAAAUAUUUUCUUUUUUACCUUCCGAUAGAUAUUGUAGUUGCUGGAUUAAAACCUCUGAUCACUCUAAUGCCUGUAUUUAAGCCUGUGUACCACUGCAAUGGUCCACCUAUCUUUUUCCCUUCAACAAAUUAUGCUAAAUUCAAAUAGCUAAAUAAAAGCACAGGAAUGCUCUUUUCACACUCAACCAAAGAAUGUAAAAUUCUUCUUUAUUAAAAUUGUAUGUGAACUUUGCUUUAGAUGAAAGCAUGCUUUGACAAAUGUAUCAUAUGUAUUACGAAACAUUAUCACUCGUAAGAGUACUUGUUCAUUAAUCUGCCUUAUAUUCCCAUAAAAAUGGUUGCCAAUUGUUAUACUGUGCUGCUUGAAUUUGGAGCUCGUAUACCAUAGACUUAUAGACUCAUCUGGAUUAGGUAGAAGAUUUUAACGAGCUUUGUAAAUGCUGUUUUAACAAGUGAAUAGUAAUGCCUGAAAGAGGGUGAGACAGUGCUGUGCAGGGCUUGCAUGUCAAGCACAACUGCAAGUAUGCAAACUCAUUGUCCUAAGCACUGUGAAGGCAAAAUAAGAGUUGCCAAACAAUUCUACAACAGUUAGAACUGUUUUAGCGAAUAUGAUUAAAUUAUUGACGAGCGAUUUUGACAACAAAAAAUGACUUUUACAUAUGUUUGACAAAUUUGAAAUAACCUGACACUUGUUUGCGCGUCAAAUUUUGAAUUUCAUAUUUAUUCAUAUAUAUCUAUAUAAGAAUGCAUGGAUUAUACUAUAUUUAUUUAAUAUGGUGCUAUAUUGAUUUUCUUACACUUUCAGUUUAGACCAACAUGGCCUGUCCUACUUAUCCUUACUUCAGAAUGCAGUUAUAUGCAAUUAAUUAUUUCCAUCACAUUUUGGUUUUACUCAGACAUGUUAAAAAAACUAUAAUCAGAAACCCUUUUUUUUAUGCAAAGAUCAACAAAAACUUGUGGAUCAUACCAAUCUAUAAUGCCUUUCCAAAACGUACACACUAUUAAAAUGCAUUAUGGAAGAAUGUGUCAAAAAUGAAUGUAUGGAAAUACAGGAAGCACUGAAGACAGGUAGAAAAGAGGAUUUGCCAUGGAAAAAAAGAAAAAUGGAUUUCAUUUGAAAUUGACCUUCAGAAUAUGUAUUUUUUGACUGAAAUGGUCAGUUAUUUUGAAAGAUGUAUUCUGGGAUUUUCGGCCACUGGUUGUAAAAGUGGUGUUGUCGAGCCGUAACUGGCCCCUGAAAAUUGUGUACCAUAUCAUACAGAUUUUGCCAGCAUGUGCCCCAUGUUAUCAAUACCACUCGCUUUCAAACUUGGAAUUUCAUGUCUGUGAUUACAGAUUCUGCCCUUACAAACCACACAUUACACAUACAGCCCAAAAUGGAGAUAAGACAAAAUAGUUGGCUAUUCACAAGUCCCAGACUCUAAGUUUCCAUUCCCAAAUAUUUUUCUUUCAUAUAUAUGUACAGGAAACAAAGGUACAGUAUCAUGGAACUGCAUUUAUGCUAGUAAAUAUAAUAAUACAUUUGACUACUGAGGACUGACAGUGCAAAACUGUGUACUUUGUUUUUCCAAUGUUCCAGAUAUCUACAUUUCUCACUGCAGUGGUUUGUGGCAAUUACUUUUCAAUUGAGUAAAUUCAGGAACACCAAUUUAUCUGAAUUUAAGUUUUCUUCCUGAACUGAAAUGGAACUGACCCAACACCUCCACAUUACAGUCCCUCCAGAGGUGUCCUUUAACCUUUACUCAUCAUACCUGUAGCCUCAUACUAACUCACUGUCCUUAUCUUCCACUCCUGCCUAGCAUUUGUUAAUCAGCAUUUUCUACUCUCUAGUAACUCUGUUAAAUAUCCCAAAAUGUUAACAGAAAAUGUUGAAUACAUUUUGAGGUAACUUGAAAAUAAACAGAUAAAUCUAGAAUUUGGAGUUACUGUGCUCUGGCAUUGCUGUCUCAUACACAUUUGUUUUUCUAUCUUUUUGGGAACCAUAGAAAGAAUCUGGAAAAUCCAUAUCCUAUCCACUUACCUCAAUAACUACACUGUUAUUCCUAAACUUAAAACAAUGUAAAAACAAUUAUAAGCUUUAACCUAAACCUGACUCUAAACCUGGAAGUAGCCUUUGUGUGCUAAUGGGAACAGACAAAAAAAAAA
Messenger RNA from Esox lucius (northern pike), 11065 nucleotides. It is a transcript of the gene sptb, whose product is annotated as spectrin, beta, erythrocytic. The record is from RefSeq and is a predicted model, not a curated record. Gene Ontology annotation, biological process: actin cytoskeleton organization. NCBI's taxonomy places the organism in Eukaryota, Metazoa, Chordata, Actinopteri, Esociformes, Esocidae. The transcript is spliced from 39 exons. Gene Ontology annotation, cellular component: spectrin; cell junction; cortical actin cytoskeleton. The coding region runs from base 1694 to 8731 and encodes 2345 amino acids. Gene Ontology annotation, molecular function: phospholipid binding; actin filament binding; structural constituent of cytoskeleton.